Messenger RNA from Fonsecaea erecta, 1776 nucleotides. RefSeq lists its product as hypothetical. Gene Ontology annotation, molecular function: DNA-binding transcription factor activity, RNA polymerase II-specific; protein binding; RNA polymerase II transcription regulatory region sequence-specific DNA binding. Bases 1 to 1776 code for a protein of 591 amino acids. The transcript is spliced from 3 exons. Lineage: Eukaryota; Fungi; Ascomycota; Eurotiomycetes; Chaetothyriales; Herpotrichiellaceae. The record is from RefSeq and is a predicted model, not a curated record.
AUGGAGACCGUCUUCAUUACCAUCCACGAUCUAUCCCAGGAUGCCCGAAUCCGGUACUGUUCCGAUUCGGUCGAGGAUAUACUGGGCUACUUUCCUCAUGAGGUGACCGGGAGAUCAUGCUGGGACUACUUCCACCCAGACGAGAUCCCCUUCGCCAGGGCCAUUCACGACCGUGGCAUCAGUCUUGACAAGGCGGCUGUGAUGAACUAUUGCCGCAUCAAGCAUAAGGAUGGCCACUGGGUUGGCUGUGAAUGCGUCUUUACCGUGGUCCACGAUGUCCUUGUGGCCAGUACUGCCAUCUACCGCCGGGGACCAAAAGCAAGACAGAGGGCACUCGAGGGAGCAGGUAUCCGGCGAAUCUUCUCGUCUUCUCCUCGAGACCCCAGAUACCACAUGUUGUCAUACUUGUCCAACAAGUUCUACGACGAACCGUCCGCUCAUGCGCCAGAGCCGAGGGCAGCACUCUUUCUCAAUCGGUUUUCACGCACCUCCACCGUCAUGUUCGCCACAAAUGGUGUCGCCGCGAUCCUGGGUCUGCAACCAUCAGACCUGGUUGGAAAGAGCUUCUACCAUUGUAUUGACCAGGCGUGCCUUCAAGACGCCGUCAAAUGUAUCGAAAGCGCGAAAGCUAACGACUCUAUUGCUUACCUGAGGUUUUGGUACCACGACCCUUUCCAAGGAGACGCUAAUGCUGAUGGCGAGUCCAUUGAUGACGAGACCGACGAAGACGACGAAGGUGGCGUGCCUUUGGGGACCGGCACGCGCUCUGGUUCCAGUGUCUCAAUGGGAGAUGCUUCGACUCCACGUCAGGCCGAAGAUAGUGCACAUGUCACUGACAAUGAGGCGUUGAGGGCUCGUGGACAAGCUUCCACUUCUCAACUUAACGGAGCUCUGCAGCCAUCUGAGAAUGAGGCACAGAACGUCCAAGUCAACGGUCACGAUGAUAAUCAUGCACCGGCCACGAGCACCGACCUCGUUGUCAACGAGCAUGAGGCGGUGUCUGACCAAGAGGCUUCCCAGAAUCCAGCUCCACAAGAGACUCAGCCAGGAGAUGCUAAUGGAGAACGACUAGAGCUUGAAGCCGUGGUCUCCUGUACCUCAGAUGGACUUGUUGUCAUUCUCCGCCGUGCGAGACCGUUGGUCCCGCAUACCCUUGGAGCAACGGAAGCUCCAUAUUAUGCCAACGGACUGUUUGCAUCGCCCUGGGCGCCGGAGCCGAUUAUGCCUCCUACAAUCCAACAAACAACCGUGGCCCCUGCCACUUCUUUCCCGAUGACCGACUCGUCAGAGUCCGGGUUCAUGGCUGCCAUUCGAGAAGUCGCGGUCUUUGCUUGGUCACUCACUGGCAUCAACGGCUCUCUCGCGCAGUAUGCACGGGGCAAACCGUCCCCAGAAGCAUUGCCACCAGAUGGUCUACCUGUCUGGGACCCCAACGCGGACAUUGACCCGAAAGCAAAUGAGUUAUACAACGGCUUCUUGGGCAGUGUACAUCGUCCAUUUGCGGAAUCUGGCGAGUCAAGCGCUGCCAAGAAAGACGACGAUUUGGGCAGCAGCGAUGAUGAAGUGCUCUGGAAGAGGGCGCCAACAAUGGCGCCGUGGAGACGACCCAAGAGAAGAGCCCACCAUGAUGCUUUCGGAGGCGAUGGAAAUGAUGGAGUGGAUGGCGCGAAUGAGGAUGGCAGGAGAAAGAAAACCACAAGAUCGCAUUCCAGCUCUGGGCCGAGCACAGGUUCUGGGGGAGCCUCUGCUGCAGGCUCUUCUUCUGGCUCGACCUGA